UGCUUACAAGUAUCAACACUUUCACUUACCUCGAAAGUACGACAUGGCGGCUCAAGACACCAAAAACCUCUUCCUUUCAGCCUUAUUACUUCUCUCCAUUGCAGUUUUUAGCUGUCAAGCAGCACUCGAUACUCACUAUUACGAUCAAACAUGUCCACAGGCAGAGUAUAUUGUCGCACAGACAGUUCGUAAUGCUUCCAUAUAUGAUCCCAAAUCCCCAGCUCGCCUCCUUCGCAUGUUCUUCCAUGACUGCUUCAUCAGGGGAUGUGAUGCGUCAAUUUUAUUGGACUCGACUCCUGGGAACAAAGCAGAGAAGGAUGGUCCACCAAACAUCUCAGUCCGAUCAUUCUAUGUCAUUGAUGAUGCAAAGGCUAAGCUUGAGAAGGCAUGUCCACACACAGUUUCAUGCGCGGACAUAAUAGCUAUGGCUGCCAGAGAUGUUGUCACUAUGACUGGAGGACCUUACUGGAGCGUACUCAAAGGAAGAAAAGAUGGAAGAGUGUCAAAAGCCAGUGAUACUACAAAUCUUCCACCCCCAUUUCUAAACGCGAAUCAACUAAUUCAGACCUUUGCUAAAAGAGGAUUAGGCAUUAAGGAUCUAGUCGCUCUAUCCGGUGCCCACACUCUUGGCUUCUCACACUGUUCUUCCUUUGUUGCUCGAGUCCAUAAUUUCAGCACAGUACAUGAAACUGAUCCUAGCAUGAACUCCGAAUUUGCCAGCUUACUCAAGAACAAAUGUCCAAGAUCAAACAACAAUGGAGAUGCAGGGCAGUUCUUAGAUUCAACCGCAUCACGAUUUGACAAUAACUACUACAAACAGAUCAUCGCUAGAAAGGGUGUUUUCAAUACAGACCAAGUCAUGUAUGAUGAUCAGAGGACUCGGCCACUGAUUGAGGCAUUCGCAAAAGACCAAAACUUGUUCUUCAGAGAGUUUGCAGCCUCAAUGAUAAAGCUUGGAAAUGUGGGGGUUAAUGAAGGAGGAGAAGUGCGAUUAAAUUGCCGAAGAAUAAAUUGAGUGUUGAUAAAGGAUUUAUGUGUACAUCAAAGGGAGAAACUUUGAAGAGAGAGAAAACAAGCCAUUUCUUGUAUUCUAGAGAGAUGUAAUAAUGUGAGAGUUUUAUGUUUGUGUACUCUAACUAUCAUAAUGCAAAUUUACUAUUUUCAUAUACUCAGGCAAAAUUACUCAAGUUUAUCCGGAAAUAUCUUAAAGGAAAAACUCCAAAAAUAAACUUGAAUGCCCAAUACACAAGAAGCAGGAUCAUUCAGCAUCCAUCAACUGAGCCAAUUCCAUAGAAAGAAAACCAAUUAACUUUACAAACUUACAUAUCCCAAGUUACACAGGCAGACGAUCAAAAUCACAGAUACACCAAUAUAUCCUCUCUACCCCGGGUCAUGAGUUGGAAACUAAUCAAAUGCAUGAACCCAUGCUCAAUGCCAACAAUACUUGCUGGCUUGAUAUUAUGAAUAACAUGACUCA
Molecule: messenger RNA, 1477 nt
Organism: Chenopodium quinoa (quinoa)
Lineage: Eukaryota; Viridiplantae; Streptophyta; Magnoliopsida; Caryophyllales; Amaranthaceae
Product: peroxidase 66-like
Exons: 3
Coding region: 44-1015 (323 amino acids)
Biological process (GO): response to oxidative stress; hydrogen peroxide catabolic process
Molecular function (GO): heme binding; peroxidase activity
Source: RefSeq, a predicted model, not a curated record